AGUUUAUGGUGGGUUUCAUGAUAACGUAAAAAAGCAAAAAUAUAUAUUUUGGCUUUCUUGUGGUUAAAAUAGCAUUGUUUACGAAUACUUUACUUUAAUUAGAAGUGACAUAUAAAUAACUUAAUUAUUUUCUGUUUUCCAUAUAUUUGAUGAUUGCCGAUUUGUUUUGAGUUGGCUCUGAUACAGUGUGAUUUGUUCACGUGUAAAGCGGCGGCGGUGGUGCCGGCCAUCUUGAUUUCAUUCACCUCACCAUGUCAUUCGCUUCAAACCAAACUUAACUCACGAUUUUGAUUGUGCGAAACAUAGGUACGUUGGAAAUAAGUGGAGCAACAGUGGAUGCCUUGUUAAUUCAUUGGCAUGCUUAAAUGCGAAAUACCUAUUUACGUGAAAACCGACAUCCUUAGAUUUCGUUAUCGAUUCUACAAUCACCACAAUGGAACAAGAUGUCAAGGUAUUUUCCUCGCAAAUAACUAGAGGAAUUUGUGGUGAAAGAAAUAAUCUUUAUGAACUUUUGAAUAUCGAACCAGCAAAACCUGUGAAGUUGAAUGAAGUUCCAAAAUCUUGUGCAUUCCAAUCUAAAAGUGACAAAUAUUAUGAGUAUAAGAAGAAAAGCAAAUUAAAAGUAAAGACUGUGAAGUACAUAAGAAAUUUAUUUGAAAAAGAUAUAGAUGAAUACUUACCUCAAACCUUAGAAAAACAACAAAAUGCAUUGUUGAAAAGAAUAAGGAAUGGAUGUUCCAAAGAUGAGGACACCAAACAGUUUGCUAUAAAUAUCCUUAAGUCGGAUAAUCCCAUUUUAAGAACUUCUUGGCAAAUGCUAACUAAUAUUAAUCCGGAAAAUCACAUUCAUUUUACACAGUAUGUUCUUUGGAACGGUAAUAAUAUCAGAGUAUGUGGAAGCAGAGGUGGAUCCAAUAAAUUUAUAUUUAAAUUUAUAAGGCAUAUUAACAAAGAACAAAUGAAAAAUAAAAAAAACUCAAGAAAAGCUAUUGUACAUAAAAAGAAGAGUCUUUUACAACAUUCACUUUCUCUUAAAAUUAAACCUGGCCCCUUAAGACAGAAGAAGUAUAUUGAUGACUCAUAUCAAAAACAUCACGUUGGAAAUUUAAAUCUAGUUAAUUUGCCAAAACCUGGUUUGGAUGUGAUGCCUGUUUACGGGUCUCCCAUGGAACUUACAAUAAGGAAUUUUCUUCACAGUUUACGUGACGUUGACGGAAUGAUAUCGAAUAAAUGGGCUGAAUUCGCAGUAUCUACAGUGGGCACAUUAAAUCAAUCAAAUGUUAUUCAAUUCGAACCUAAUACAUGUACCACAUUCGACCUUAAUUAUAAAUACGACCAAAAAAAGAUGCUUAUGCGACGUGAUAUUGAGACAUUUAUUGAAAAGACAAAUGAUAGCAUUAAAACCUGUCCGGUAUAUAUAGAAAAUAAUGUUUUAGAAGAAGUCGGGAAAGUAGUACGCCAAAUUAUUGAUUCGGUUGAAAUCAGUUUAAAUCAAGACAGAAUGUUUAAUGGAGAAGAUGAUUGUAGAAACAUGAAUGACGAAACUGGUCUCAAUAUAAACAGUAACAAUAGCAAUGCUAAAGACAAGAACAAAAAGAAAUUUGGUGAACUAGAUCGACUGGAUGUGACUGUCAUAAGAUUACCUGAAAAUACAGAUAAUACGGAAAACAAAAUGAAAAAUUGUUCAUACGCCUAUUGCGCAUUAGGUUGCAUCUGUGAUUCCUUAAACUGUGCUGUCAUUGUAAAAGAACAUUGUGGGCGUUUAGAUUGUAUGUUUCAAUGCAAAUGUGACUUUUCAAGUUACAAAGACAUAGAUAAUUAUGAUAGUGUUUCCUCGGAUUUGAUACCGGGUUUGUUAAAAUUAGAUAAAGAAAUGAAUUCAAAGCUUUCCAAAGAAGAGCAAAAAUUUCAUCAAACUGUGGUUCUCUCUGGAGACAAGAGUAUUAUAUUGAAAUCGCGCAAAAGAAGUUGGAAAACUUCAACUAAAUACUCAGAAUUUUAUAAAACUAUGCCUUUAAAAAAUAAUAAAAAUGUUGACCGCGAUUUAAUCGUAGUUCUCACAAAAAUCAACUGUGACAAUAUUGAACCAUGGUGUAUGGUGCACAAUUUAUAUAAAUGUUUUUGUAAAGGUCGUUUUGUUCAUAAUAUUGGAGAAACGGAAGUUAAACAUUUCGAGGCACCUGUGAGCACUGUGACUGAAUGCGAAAAAAUUAUUAAUUCAGCGUCAUCUGUGAAGUGUAAUAUGUCCUAUAUGCAGACUCGCCCACAACGCGAAAAACAUCUUCAUAAACCUGAAAAAAAUGAAAAGCGAAAGUAUGAUACACUAGUAACCAAGUUAGAUAGUGAAUGUGAGAAAAUAAUUGAAUUAGAAUCCAAUGUAAAAUCCUAUACGCGGACUUUCCAACGACAAGAAAAAUCUAAUAAUAAAUCAGAAAAAUAUGAAAAGCGACAGUCGGAUAACUUAUUGUCAGAAUCGUAUUCCAUACCCAUUGAUUUAGAAGAUCCAAUGCAUCACUAUAGAAGUACUUGUGCAAGAUUACAGGCAUAUGCUGGCAGAAAGUAUACUAGCAGAUAUUACCGACAAAUGAAUUUUAAAAUAAAGGCAAUGGAAAAAGAUGACCAAAGUUUACAUAAACGAUUGAAAAGCUUAGUAAACAUCGAUCAAGUAAGCUCUAAAAAUAUUGUUGCCAGACCAGAAAGAAUGGACAUAGCAUCAAGAAAAGAUAACUAUAGCAACGAGAAUCACGGAAACCAUAAACUUGACGAAGACGUCAUUAUUGCACACAAAGUAAUGAAAAAAACAGUUCCAUCGACGGUCUCUCGUAAUAUGGAAGAAACAACUACAAAAGACACUCCUGAAAUAAAUGUCGAUAAUAUUCGGGAAAACAUUUUGUCAGACGGAUUGACGACGAAUGACAUAGAUGAGUCGAGCAAAAGUAAAUUGGUUGCAUGGCUUGAGCACAGUUAUAAACAAUACAAAAAGCGGUGCGACCUUGGUCAAACGAAAUUAACUUUACAAGCUCCGCAGCCAAAAAAAAUGACACUUUUACCUUGGAAUUUUAUUUUGGAGCGGUAUAAGGAAAGAAAGAAUCUCUUUUUAGUUACUAAACAAAAACCAUUUCGAAUGUUUAUGGCGGUAAACAGGGACCAUCCAUUUUUGCAAGAUUGUAUUAAUAUUGAUGAUAUUAGAUUCGCUGAUUUGUAUAUUUACCCUGUAACUGUGAAAAAAUUGAUCACAAAUGCUACUGAUCUAAAAGAUAGUUUUUGCAUUUUAUGUGGUCACGCUUAUUGUUGGGAAUUGAUUGGUUCUGUCACCAAAGUAGAUGACCCUACAAACAAGAAUACUUUAACAUGUGAUGAAUCUAUAUGUCUAACUAACGACAAGUCAAUGGAAUACACUUAUAAUGAAAAUUCACAUAGUGAAUCCGAUCCACCCAUUUCAUCUGACGAAGAUACCAAUGACACUAAGAAAUCAGAAAUGGAAACAAAUAUUUUAGGUGAAAAUCAAUCAACUACAGAAUCUUCAAAGUGGUUCGUUAUGACAAUAGAAAAUGAUUUUAGUGAAAUACAGUUUUACAACAGGGGCUUUUUCGUAAAAUAUGUUAGUAUUAUUAAAGCAAUAAAUAUCGCAAGAUGCUCUAAAAAAACAGUAAGACUUUCCUCUCAGAAAUGCGCAGAGAACAGCACAAACUCACAAUUUGGCGUUUAUGCCAUACCGAAUGCCAACGAGGAUUGCGUUUUCAUAGGACCAUAUGAAUGUCAUGAAUCCUUAGGUAUAGAAACUAUCAGGUCAAUGACAUACACGAGAAAACGAACUAGAGGUUAUUGGAUAACGACAAAUAAAAUUGAUAAUAUGAGCGUUAUUGAUAAUCCAAUGUCCUUUAUGCUCACCAAAGAAAUAAAGCCCAACGAAAUUCUUGCUUUGAAAAGUAAACCAAAUGAGAAAAAAGAUAGUUUUUCGUGUAUUGAAGAAGAAGAAUCAAACGAAAGCGAUAAUCAAUCUUCAAGUAAAGAGAAACCAAAGUUAGUGAAACCUAUUAAAAUAUCUAAAAGUAGUUUUUACCCCAUAUCAACUAACAGCUUGAUACGAUUACCGAUUCAUCUACAGAAAAAUCAAAAAAGUAUACAGCCCACAGGUAAUACAAAACAGCGAACAGUAUCUGUAACUGAUAUGCUAUCGAAUUUAAUAGCGCAAACGAGAGAAAACACAGAACGGCCUAUUACUGAUACACAAGAGGAUGACAAUAUGAAAGUCAAAACAAAAGAUCACUGUGCACCUGGGAACAUGUUUACGAUACUAAAACCAGAGAUAUCAAACCCAUUUUCAUUAUCUGACUUCCUAUUGAAAUUAAAUGAGAAUUCAAACGAAAUAGAUGGACCACCGCCUGCUUCGGAUCAACAAGAAUCAAUACAAUCUCAAUUUGAUUCAGAUUGUAAAGAUGACGUAAAUGCAACAGUUAGAACAAAAGCAGAUUCAAAACCUGAAGGAAGCGUGUUUGCCAUACUAAAACCUGAAGAAAUCAAUAAGAGAAUAAUGAAUACUACUAUAAAGCCAAAUGAAUCACCAAACGAAGAAGAAUAUGUAGAAAAUUUAACGAAUAUAGACUCAGAUGUAGAAAGGGACAUUGAACAUUUCAUCGAUAAUCCAUUAUCAACUGGUCAUGAUAUUAACCAUCAUGUGUUUGUUAUAUCAGACGACGAUGAAGAAUGUGCUGAUAAUGAAUCAUCCAAAGAAGAUGUUACUUCAGUUUGGAUUGAAUGCAAGAAUAUAAAAAAUUUUGGCUGGAUAUCGGGAUUACGUAAUAAUAAGAACAAAUUGUUGAGUUUUCAGUUUCCAGGAUUUAAUUUUUCGCCAUAUUACCCGGAAGGCCUGGCUUUAAAAAAAAUAAUCAGUAUUUUAUCUCGUAAGAUUCUUAUGCCUACUAAAAUGGAAAUUGAAUGGAAUAUAGUCACACAAAAAAGCAAACUGAAGGCACCAAAAAAACUACGAACGAGCGAUCUAGGCGCUCACCUCGUUCUCACGAAAUACGGUCCUAUACUGAAACGAGACUUAAUGAUGAUUAAGAAGACUUCAACUAAAUCAACAUCUUCGGAGACUGCAAGUGUGGAUACCGAGAUUGAAGCGGAGUGAAUCUGAUGUGUGACACUGUGACACUGGAUAUUGGAAACUUGACGAUCUCAUUUACUUAUCGUUGCUGAUCUACAUGCCCGUGGUCGUUUUCGCAUUAUGUAUAUAGAAACUGUUACAAGACUGAUUUGGUAUAAGUGUUGUUUUAAAUUGUUGUGUGCAGUGCUGUCAAGUUGUCUCUGUGAAUAAUGAUUUUAUUUCGUUACAUUGAAACUUUUUACGUAAAAUAGGAAAAUCUGUGAUACUAUUUUCUAUCUAAGCAAACCAGCAUUAGUUUCAUAAUUGAGCUGUAUAGACAUAUUUCUGAGUACCUGAGCCUGUUUUAAAGUGUCAUUUAAACCAUUGGAUGAACACUAUUGUUAUAACUUAUGGGAGGAUGACUUGCGUCAGAACAUUGUGUGGGUUAGGGGCCGUCCAUUGAUCACGUGAUGUAUUUUUACCGUUUUUAACAACCCCCUUGGUGAUACGUAGUGAGGUAUAUGACUAACCUCUCUCCGCACCCAAAAUCACCUGUAUAUUUUUAGUACCUACAAAUAAUCUUACAUUAAAAAAAAUUAAAUUCUGGUAUACUUAAGUAAAUAAUAUGAAUUAGGUAUGUAAUAAUAAUAAUAAUCCAUGAGGAAGGCCUGUGCCCCAGCUUCUUCACGCAAACUUCACGCUGCUUUUCGGUAUAGAAAUCGGGCGUCUAACGAAAAAAUGUACACAUGUUAGGAAAGAUUUGUAUAUUUGUUGGUAAUGAAUAAACUCAAAAACUACUGGGUCAAUUCUGAUGAAAUUGGCACAGAGAUAGGCGAAAUCUUUAAGAGUGACAUAGGCUACUUUUUAUUAUGGUUUACCCGAGCAAAGCCGGGGCGAGACGCUAGUCCUUAACUCCUUUCAUAUUUAAAUCAAUUAUAAUCACUGAAAAAUCUGCAAAAACAUCAGACAUGUUGUUAAACUGUACGUAGGUACUUACCGUUGUAGAAUUUCUAUUUCAUCGCAAUAGAUAAAAAAAUUGUGAAAUUUUCCGAAUAAUGUUAAAAGUGUAUCGUCAAUUUAAAAUUUGAAAAAGGCAUAUUUUAUUAUCAAAAAUUAUUGUCCGAUUAUCUAUUAUCGAAAUAUAUAAUUUAAUUAAAAAUGAAAUAGAUACAUUAACUUAAUAGGCAUAAGAUCGAAAUGAAAAAUUCCGAUAAAGAUGCAAAGUUGAAUGUGGAAUAUAAAUCAGACAUAUACGUAGCCGAGGCCCGGUUACAUAUAUGCAGUUUUAACAAAUAACCCUACCCUGUAGGUAUACACAAUCCAGCACUGGGCAUCUAAUAUUCAUAUAUUUACCUAUUUUUAAUGUAAAGUAUGUCUAGGUUAGGUAGUAGAGCGACGGUUUUUACCACGCUUCUUUUAUACUUGCAGUAUUAAAGAAAUGUUUACAUUAUAAAGAUACCUAAGUAUAUUUGUAUGCCAAAAACAAGAAAAAAGUACCUAAAAUGUUGAGAAAUGCACACAUGAGUCGAUUAGUCCUAGUCCGCUGGGAUUCGUAAAUGCGCGUGGGCGCAGGUUGUUGGGAAUAGAGAAGGUUGGAAAGCAAUCGGGGAGAACUUUGACCAGCAGUUGGACAAUAUAUAUUUUGUCCAAUUGGUACGUACACCCCGUCUAUUCCAGGGAGUGGUCUCUGUCGAUUCACUACCUCACGUUAUUUGUCGGGUAUCUUUGUGCUUCCUGUGUUUUGCUGAGCAAUGUAUUCAAUUGAUGUCAAUAAAUGUUAAUAUUCUUUA
Molecule: messenger RNA, 6876 nt
Organism: Plodia interpunctella (Indianmeal moth)
Lineage: Eukaryota; Metazoa; Arthropoda; Insecta; Lepidoptera; Pyralidae
Gene: ocm
Product: over compensating males
Exons: 6
Coding region: 434-5131 (1565 amino acids)
Source: RefSeq, a predicted model, not a curated record